Molecule: messenger RNA, 1292 nt
Organism: Thamnophis sirtalis
Lineage: Eukaryota; Metazoa; Chordata; Lepidosauria; Squamata; Natricidae
Source: RefSeq, a predicted model, not a curated record
CUUUGGCUGCCUUCCCGGCUGUGCAAGGGCGAGGAAAGCCAGCCGGCCACCCCCCUCGGCGGGCGGGAGCCCCACCAGCCUUGCGGAGGGCGCUCGGCCACGCUGGAGGGGCUCAAGACCCCCUUGGAAGGAGAAGCGGGGGGGAAAGGCGCAGCAAGGCGGACCUUGCCUGUCUGACUGCCUGCGGGUCGGUUCCGGCGUGGCUGGGCGCUGCGGAGGCCGAGCUCCGCUGAUCGGGAGCCAGCGACCGGCCCCUGAGCCUCGAUGGAGACGGCGCCCUUCCCGCACCCGUUGGCUCCCGAGCCCGAACCCGGUCCGGUUCGGCCGGCGGGCGAGAAACGCUUCCCUCUCUGGUACGUGGGUUGCACCAGCCUGGACCGGCGCGCCACGCUGCCCAUGUUGCCCUGGCUGAUGGCCGAAGUCCGGCGGCGCAGUCAGAAGCCCGAGCCGGGCGCGGCUCCGGCCCGGGAGGUGCUGCUGCUGUUGGGCGCGCCCACCCUGCGCUGCGUGCCUUCUUCGCCCGCCGGCGGCGGCCCCGGCUCGGCCGUCUUCAUCUUCGAGCACAAAGCGCAGCACAUCUCGCGCUUCGUCCACAACAGCCAGGACCUCACCUACUUCGCCUACCUGAUCAAGGCGCAGCCCGACGACCCCGAGUCGCCCGUCGCCUGCCACGUCUUCCGAGCCACGGACCCCAACCAGGUCCCAGAUGUCAUCAGUAGUAUAAGACAGGCUUCCAAAGUUGCCCUCAAAGAAGACGUCAAGCCCAAUAAAGAAAAUGAAGAUGCCUUCUACAACUCCCAAAAGUUUGAGGUGCUGUAUCGUGGAAAGGUGACGGUGGCCCACAAAAAGGCUCCCUCCUCCCUCAUCGACGACUGCAUCGAGAAGUUCCACCUCCACGAACGGCAGCGCCUGAAGCUGCUGAGCGAGCACUGCAGCACCGAGUCCAGCACGGACCUCAUGACAUGGGAGGAUGGCCCCUCUUCCCCUUUGGACAACCCGUUUCAGGAGGUGGAGGGUUACAGCGGAGGCACCCCGGGGAUGUUCAUUGUUGGGAGCCAGACCAACCUGACCAGUUUGGCCAGCUGCCGGACCUCUUUCCCUGAGCGGAUCCUGGAGGACUCUGGAAUGGAGGAGCAGCUGGAGUUUCGUUCUCGCUGCAGCAGCGCUGCCAGCCUGCAAAGGAAAGCUCAGGAGAAUAACACCAAGCCUUCAUCCCGAAGGCGCCAUGCCAGUGCCCCGAGCCACGUCCAGCCCUCCGACUCUGAAAAAAACAGGACAAUGUUAUUUCAGGU